UGCACGGUGUAACCCGACCUCCCAAGCUGCUGUCUCUCCAUCAUCUCCAUACCUGCUGACAUCGCUCUCCUCCCUCUUCAACUCCCUCAUUCUCUCCUCCGCUCUUCCCUCACCCAGUCCCCAGUACAACUUGCUCAGCAGCAGCAUGGAGAGCCUGGGAAGCAGGGCCAGGCCCGCCAGCCCCUACAGCUCCGAGAACGCCUCUUCGGCCGUGCCCACCCCUUCGCCUUACUCUCAGCCCAACUCCACUUUCGAGGGCCUGUCUCCUGCCCCGGCCAUCCCUUCCAACACCGACUAUCCGGGACCGCACACCUUCCAAGUGUCCUUCCAGCAGUCCAGCACCGCCAAGUCAGCCACAUGGACAUACUCUCCCCUGCUGAAGAAGCUCUACUGUCAGAUUGCCAAGACGUGCCCCAUCCAGAUCAAGCUGUCCUCGUCUCCGCCCCACGGCAGCAUAUUAAGAGCGAUGCCCGUCUUCAAGAAGGCGGAGCACGUCACGGAGGUGGUGAAGCGAUGCCCCAACCACGAGCUCGGACGGGAUUUUAAUGACGGCCAAGUAGCCCCAGCCAGUCAUCUCAUCCGAGUGGAGGGGAACAACCUCAGCCAGUAUGUGGAUGAUCCAGUAACAGGCCGCCAGAGCGUCUUUAUCCCCUACGAGACGCCACAGGUGGGGACAGAGUUUACCACCAUCUUGUACAACUUCAUGUGCAACAGCAGCUGUGUCGGCGGCAUGAACAGGAGACCCAUCCUUAUCAUCAUUACUUUGGAAACAAGAGAUGGACAAGUGUUGGGUCGCAGGUCCUUUGAAGGGCGGAUAUGUGCGUGCCCUGGCCGAGAUCGUAAAGCAGAUGAGGACCACUUCAGGGAACAGCAAGCUCUGACUGAGAGUGCGGCAAAGAAUGGCACGGCCAACAAGCGCAAUUUCAAACAGAGCCCACCAAAUAUCUCGAGCCCAAAUGUAAACAGGAAGAGGCGGCAUGGAGACGAAGAGAUUUACUAUAUUCCUGUACGUGGUCGAGAAAACUUUGAACUGCUGAUGAGGAUUAAAGACAGUUUAGAGCUGGUGGAGCUGGUCCCACAGCAAUUUGUGGACUCCUACAGGCAACAAACUCAACAGCAGCUGCUACAAAGACCGAGCCACAUCGCGUCUCCCUCCACUUACUCUCCCCUGUCAAAUAUGAACAAGCUCCACUCCCAUGGAGGCCUCAGCAAAUCACCCACAGCCAACCACCUGGCAGGGCAGCAACCCCAGCAACAACACACAGCCUCCACCUCCUUAGCACAUAUGGGCCACAACAUGCUCAACAGCCAUCACAUGCAGUCGAACAGUGACAUGAACGGUGGCCACAGCAGUCAGACAUUAUUGUCUGCUUCACACUGCAGUCCACCCCCUCCGUAUAACCCUGACCCCAACCUUGUCAGUUUCCUAACCAGUCUGGGCUGCCAAAACUUCAUUGAAUACUUCACCUCUCAAGGUCUUCAAACGAUCUACCAUCUUCAGAUGCUUUCAGUGGAGGAAUUAGGUGCCCUUAAGAUACCAGAGCAGACUCGCUUAGCCAUCUGGAGAGGUCUCCAGGACAUGAAACAAUGCGCUUCCGUCCAGCUGCCGGCCUCCUCUCAUCACCACGACUACCACAGCCAGCAGCUUCUACGCUCUAGCAACAACAUGACCGCCUCCGCCAUGGCCGCCAUCGGGGCCGCCGGUGGGGAACUGCAACGUCAGCGCGUGAUGGAAGCCGUGCACUUUCGCGUCCGACACACUAUUACCAUACCCAACAGGUCGGGUGUCAUAGGGACAACAGGGAUGGCGGCAGCUACUGAUGAGUGGGCUGACUUUGGUUUCGACAUGCCUGAUUGCAAAGUGUCACGCAGCAAGCAGUCAAUAAAAGAGGAGUUCAUGGAAAGAGAUGUUCACUGAGGCUUAAGACAUACUUAAAUUGUUUUGUCAACAGACAUUUUAAAAAUACUAAGUACUAGUCGGUCUGCUGGAUCUUUGAAUAUACGAGUGUUGCCAUUCUUUAGUCAGUGAUUUAAAAGAAAGGCUAUAAGUGGGACACCACCAUAAUUCCAAUGCCUCUUCUUUAUUCAAUCAAGACUCAAAAGGACAUUUUCAGAUACCACCAUUGUCAAGGCAAUACUUAAUAGAAAUUGCACAUUAUUUCCCUUUUGUGCUUGGAUACGAACAGUUAGUUUUCAGUUCAGACUUAUUUAUUAUCAUUCCAUGUGCCCUUGACCUUGCAAAAAAUGUACAUAAUGUAUUUUGGAUGUGGUUAAAAAAAAAUUGUGAUUCAUGUUGAAAUUGGAUUAGUAGUAAUUGAAUGGAGUGUGCUCAAAUCAAAUGGCAACAGGAUAGCUUAGGAAAAUAUAUGUAAUGGCUAUGGUGAUGUGUUAAAAUAUUACAUUGGCAUUGUUAUUGGUGUGUAUUUUUAAGGAUCAGAAUCUUCAUGCAAUAGCAGAAGUGGCAUCCAUUUUUUGUUCCAUCUGGAAUCCGGUAAAUGUUGUGAACAGGUUGAGGACAUGUUAAAACAGUAUUAUAUCUGAAUAGCAGUUAUGUAAUCACAGUUGCUAGUUAUUUGUGACCACCAUGAAUCUAAACAAAACAGUAGCAUGUUCAACCUUGCAGGGCAAGGUUUUCCUAUGUUGGUUCUUGACGAGCAGGUACUAAGUAUCCUUAUGGCACUUGUUUGUGAAUAUUUAACUGAACAUUCCAUAUUUUUGUUGUUGAUUGUAGUUAUGGUGCACUUCUACUGGAAGUGUCAAUUCCAAUAUUGUUUCAUUGCAGAAGCAGAAUUGUAUCUAUUUGUAUUGUUGUUUUAAAGUCAUAUAUGGAAACAUGCAUUUUUGCUCACCAACUGGUCAAGGAGGAGCACUUUAAUGCUGUAAAAAUGUUUUAAAAAGUGGGGUUAAAUGUGCGUAUGAUCAGUAUUAUACAUUAUAACGUGUUUUGAUAUUCUUGUUUCUAUAUGUAUUGCUGUUUGUAAUUGCUCAGUCGUUUCUAACAUUACGUGGAGUGUUUUUUUUUUCUUGUACAC
This is a messenger RNA of Entelurus aequoreus (snake pipefish), 3032 nucleotides long. RefSeq names its product tumor protein p73 (gene tp73). The record is from RefSeq and is a predicted model, not a curated record. Gene Ontology annotation, cellular component: nucleus. The transcript is spliced from 11 exons. Gene Ontology annotation, molecular function: RNA polymerase II cis-regulatory region sequence-specific DNA binding; DNA-binding transcription factor activity, RNA polymerase II-specific; protein binding. Lineage: Eukaryota; Metazoa; Chordata; Actinopteri; Syngnathiformes; Syngnathidae. Gene Ontology annotation, biological process: apoptotic process; protein tetramerization; regulation of transcription by RNA polymerase II. Bases 146 to 1918 code for a protein of 590 amino acids.